Messenger RNA from Funneliformis geosporum, 290 nucleotides. The record is from the annotation of a GenBank genome assembly. Lineage: Eukaryota; Fungi; Glomeromycota; Glomeromycetes; Glomerales; Glomeraceae.
GAAAAUUAUGCAGGACCUUUAAAUACAAAAUUUUCCUCACAUGAUUAUGUACGAAAAAAUUCUGAAGGAAGUCUCAAACUUUAUACCGUUAGUAUGAAAGAAAUAAUGACACAAUCUUCUAAAAUUAAUAAAUAUAAUAUUGGAAAAUUAGUAAAAAUAAAGAUUCCAAAAGAAGAUAAAGAAAAAACUGAUAGAACUCAUUUACCUUGUAAAAUACUUAAUUCUAAUGAAAAUGAUAAAGAAGCUGCAAUAUUACAAUCUACUAUACAAAAUGAAUCACAAAUACAUUU